Molecule: messenger RNA, 258 nt
Organism: Postia placenta MAD-698-R-SB12
Lineage: Eukaryota; Fungi; Basidiomycota; Agaricomycetes; Polyporales; Adustoporiaceae
Exons: 5
Coding region: 1-258 (85 amino acids)
Biological process (GO): mRNA splicing, via spliceosome
Cellular component (GO): U6 snRNP; U4/U6 x U5 tri-snRNP complex; Lsm1-7-Pat1 complex
Molecular function (GO): RNA binding
Source: RefSeq, a predicted model, not a curated record
AUGGCUUCACAGAUUCUCCCCCUUGAACUUAUCGACAGAUGCAUUGGCUCACGCAUCUGGGUAAUCAUGAAGAGCGAGCGCGAAUUCACCGGCACACUUCUUGGAUUCGAUGACUUCGUCAACAUGGUCCUGGAGGAUGUGAUAGAAUAUGAGACCACACCUCAGGGCAAAAAGGAAACGAAGUUGGCUCAGACGCUUUUGAAUGGAAACAACAUUUGCAUGCUGAUCCCAGGGAGCAACGGGCCAGAUGACUCGUAA